This is a messenger RNA of Sclerotinia sclerotiorum 1980 UF-70, 285 nucleotides long. RefSeq lists its product as hypothetical. The transcript has 3 exons. Lineage: Eukaryota; Fungi; Ascomycota; Leotiomycetes; Helotiales; Sclerotiniaceae. The coding region runs from base 1 to 285 and encodes 94 amino acids. The record is from RefSeq and is a predicted model, not a curated record.
AUGAGGGAGAAGAUUCGUCUCCUAGAGUUAAAGAUGAUUGAUAUCCUAGUAAACGAUGCAUUCUUUGAAGUGGUCGAGACGUUCAUCCGAACCCUUCCUACUUUGGUUGAUGCAGGAGGUGUUAGCGUGUGGCUGCUGACAAACUCGUCUUUUGCAAUGACACCUACUUCGGGGGUAUGGCCAGCUAAGUCGGAAUUAGAUGAAAUCAUGCGCCCUACUAUCAUGAAGCUGGAAGAGGAUUAUGUUACCCACAGAGCUAUAUCAGAGACACAGUCACCUCGUUAA